CUGUUUCAGUGACAGUUGAUAACUGAGUGUGGCUUCAUCACAGAGACACCAUAGAAACACAAAAUCCGGUUUUCACCACAGAGCGAAAAGGAGCAGACACGCUGAGAUGACAGCUUGCGGCUUCAACAUCAUCAACUUCACAAUUUAUCUGGGCUUCAUCCUACAAUCGAGCCAUGGCUUUGAGGUGAUUCAGCCACAGAGUCAGACCGUAAACCCCGAUGGGUCAGCCUCAGUCACCUGUGAACACAACGCAGAUGUCCAGACUGUCGAAGAUGUUGGACUCAAAGGCAUAUCACUAACAGACAACUCAGUCAAACAACUGCUCUGCCGGAAGGGGAAGAAAGACUGUAAGAACAUUACCAUGCUUGAAGAGAAUCCCAAAAAGUGGCUUUUCAUCAUACUCAACAUUGGGCCAACGGCAAUGAACAUGAAGUACGAGUGUGAGUUCACAGUGAAAAUAAGUGAUCUAGAGACAACCAAGACAGGAACACCAACCAUACUGCUGCCAGGUCGAAAGGAAGUGCCCUGCGUACCUCACCCUACACCUCCUCCUGCGUCUCAUCAGCUCAGGUGGAUUAUAAUUGGUCUGCUGGCUCUGAUCUUUCUGUACAGCUGUGUCAUCACAUCCUUCUACAUCAGUCUGAGGUGCUGCAACCGAGAGCCCGAGAACUGCACAUAUGUAGAAAUGAGGAAAGCUCCUCAGCCAAGGAAUCAACCUAUGGACAUUUAUGGGUAGUUGGCUCGUCUUUCUUCACCUCUGAUCUCAUGCUGAGUGUAAAGAGAGGGAACACAUGCAGCUGGUAUCAUUGUCUCAAUCUUUUUUUAAAUAUGUGUUUUUUUCUAAAUUAGUUGAAAACUGUACUACUGAAGAUAAACAGCAGGGUGAGACAAAGACUGUCUAGAGCGACCAUGCCAUCUGCUAUUGUGCAUUAUGUGCUCUCUGAUAUUACCCAUUAUAUUGGUUAUACUGCUUUCAACAUCCAAGUUAGUGGAAGCUGUAAUGCUUACACUGAGUGAUUUCAUGUAUAUGAUCCCCACAAAGGAUUCCGUGCCCCGGUUUUUAUGUGUGGUUCAACUUUGGUGAACAGUGACAAUUUUACAUUAUCAAUAACUUUCUAUUGAACUAAAUGGUGUAUGAUGGUGAACAAAGGUGCCAGGGCAAAGUAAACAGAACAGUAGAGAGAAAAUAAAGAGAAGUUCCUGGAGAUAUUGUGGCCCUCAUCAAGCUUCUAUCCACCACCUAUUUCGUAUGGACGAGCAAACGUCACUUUAUGGUGUGACCGCUGCAGAAGCAAAUACAUUUGAUCUUGCAAAAUUGAGGAAAAUACAAACUAUAAUUAAAAGGUUAUCACCAGGGAAAGAGAGAACAGGAGGGAGGCAAGAAGGCUGACAAUGAAGUGAAUGAAAAAUAGCUCUUCUAUAAAGCCCCAUCCUGCCACGACCCAAACCUCCCCAAAAUAGAUUAGUUUUUUUCCCUGAUGAUGCAUGAAGUCCACAUUCCUUACACUUACAUUAUAAAUAAUAAUGUUACUAAAUUGUGUUUAUGUCCAUUGUGUAUUGAAUGUACUUUAUUUUAAACUAUGUAAUUUGCGUAGCUUUUUUGGUCACUAUGAUCAUGCACUUGCACAAUAAAGUUCAUACUAUUGUUGA
Messenger RNA from Perca flavescens (yellow perch), 1650 nucleotides. RefSeq lists its product as uncharacterized. The coding region runs from base 107 to 736 and encodes 209 amino acids. The record is from RefSeq and is a predicted model, not a curated record. Lineage: Eukaryota; Metazoa; Chordata; Actinopteri; Perciformes; Percidae. The transcript has 6 exons.